Molecule: messenger RNA, 1765 nt
Organism: Prorocentrum cordatum
Lineage: Eukaryota; Dinophyceae; Prorocentrales; Prorocentraceae
Source: the annotation of a GenBank genome assembly
GACAUUGUGAACUCCCCCAUGUUCAAGGAGAAGCUGGCCCAGUACGAGGAGGUGCUGGACCUGUCGUCGCGUGCCCCGCCUGACAUGCACCAGGUGCACGUGCGAGCCAUGCAGGCGGCUGCGGCAGAGACGCGUGAUGCGCAGCUGCAGGGCAUGGCAUGGUCGAAGCGGUGCACGGCGCUGACCUUCAGACAAGUGGCAAGGGCGGUGGCGCGCCAACACGUCUCGAUGGCGGAGAGGCUCCUCGUUCGCCACACCUGGCUGGAGGAGCUGAUGACUGUUGAUGUGAUGAAGGGCGUGGUGAUGCUGAAGGACCACGCGGAGUUCCUCAGACGCUUUGUCCUGGCGCAGCGGCGCGUGGCCAGGGCCAGGCUGCUCGCCUCGCCUGCCGAGGUCCACGAGGCGCUGGCGAACCACUGGGGCGAGGUCUUCUGCCCCCCCGCUCGCGCAGCGUGCCUGGCAGCGGAGGGCGACGCCUCGGAGCGCUGCCGACGCGAGCGUGACUCCAAGGCCUUCAUCGCGAAGUACGGCAUGAAGGAGGUUGACUGGAGCUCUCUGGCGCCUCCCUCGGCCAUGGCCAUCGAGGGGGCUCUGAGGCGCGCUCGGCCUGCUGCACCUGGGGUCGAUGGCCUGCCCGCGCGGGCGUGGCUGUCGCACUCGGCGGGCUGCGAGGUGCUCCUGGCGGCUCAGAGAUGGAUGGCUCUGGGCCGUCCCAUGCGCAAGGAGCUCAACAUGAGCAUCGCCAUCUUCCCGCCGAAGAAGGUGCUGGACGGCGACGGCAUGGAGGUCAUCAGGAAGCCGAAUGAGACACGUCCACUCAUGCUGCGCUCCACGGGCCCCAAGGCUAUCGCCUCUGCGGUGAACUUCAAGCUGAAGAGCAUGAUCGACCGUGGCGCCUCGAAGGCGCAGCGAGGAUUCAUCACGGGGCGGGACUUCCUGGAGGACCUGGUGGAGCUCGACGCCAUGCCCCGCGUCGCCUCCAUGUGCGCGUUGGAGCAAGCUCGAGGCUGGGAGGAGCCGACCCUCCUGAGCUUCGACUUCGCUCACGCCUUCCCGUCGCUCCUCCAUGACUGGAUGUGGUGGGUGUUGGAGGCGUGGACGGCGCCGCUCGGCCUGGAGCACCUGCUGAAGGAGUCCUACGCCAACGUCGAGGUCGUGGAGGCGGGGCCCUGCCACUGGGUCCUCUUCGUCAUCUUGUGCGGGAUCUUGCAGGGUGACCCGCUCUCGGGGACGAUGUUCGCGAUCGGUGCGCAGCCGUUCGUGGAGGCGCGCAUGAAGCAGCUGGAGGCCAAGGCCCUUGGCCUGACUCGCUGGUGCGCUGAUGACAUCCAGGCCCUGAUCUUCUGCAGGCGGGGGCUCCGCUCACUGGCGAGGAUCUUCCGCCUCGCGGAGCGCCUCGCUGGCCUCCAGCUCCAGCCCAAGAAGUGCGCGGCCGCCCCGCGUUGGGCUCCGUUCUCGGCGGAGGUGGAGGACGCGAUGAGGAAGUGCCUGGACGAGGCCUGCGGGUGGGGCUCCUUCACCGUGGCCUCGUCGGUGGAGCUGCUGGGGUGCUCGGUGGGCCCUGGUGCAUCGCUGGCGGCCCAGUGGGCUGCGCCACUCGCGCGCCUUCGUGAACGGGUCCUGGCACUGGCGGCAUCUCCGCUGGACAUGACGGCCGCCUUCUUCGAGCACGGCCGUCGAUGCCAGCCCGUCCCGGCCUACAAGGCGCAGCUCUGGCCGAUGCCGACGGAGCUGAUUGACGAUGAGCGCUGUGCCGGCUCGCGAG